AUGCAAGGGCCUGUGCCACAGCAACUGCGUGACAGAAGGCUCACUGAUCCUCAGGCUGUUCCUAGGACGCGCAGAGAAACGGACAGCGAAUGCUGCUGGAAGAUCAUCAACUCGGGGAAAGACGCCCGAAACUUGUUGGCCUGCCAUCACAUCGAGAUGUCCGGAGAGCAGCGGUUCCCAACCUCGGGUCCACGGUUACUGGUAUCGGUCUUUGGCACAAAAUGGAAGGAAAGGAAACGUCACUGCAAGGAACAUGAGGAAGAACUGAAGCUGUUUUGUGAAACGGACAGGACACCGAUCUGUGUGAUCUGUAGAGACGCGCAGGAACACAGAGAGCACCGCUUCAUGCCGAUUAAAGAAGCUGUUAAAAUCUACACGGAUCAGAUAAAAUCUUCCUUAGACUCUCUCACAAAAAAGAAAUCAGACUUCCAGGAAAAGGAGCAGCAACAGAAAGAGAAGAUUUCCGGAGUUCGGGAACAGUCACACAGCCUUCAGUCCCACGUCACAUCCCAGUUUGCUGAACUGCGCCAGAUUAUCACUGAGAAAGAGCAGAGCUUACUCAGGCACCUCAGGAAAGAAGAGAAGAGGAUUCUCAACCCAAUGGAGAAAAAUCUUCGGGAGAUUCAAGAGAAUAUAAGGUUUAUUCAGGAGGAAAUCACUAAGUUAAAGGAACAGAUGGAUCAAAAAGACAGUGUGAUAUUUCUCAAGGCGGAAGCUCGUCGGAACAGAAGGAUUAAUGAUGAUAUCCAGGAAUUGUCAGUGAUAGAUGAGACCCAACCGGUUGAAAAAUUCGAUCACCUCUAUUUGUUGAAAACAGUGCUGAGAGAAACGCUUGAUGCUAUUAAUCGAG
Messenger RNA from Hypanus sabinus (Atlantic stingray), 850 nucleotides. Its product is annotated as zinc-binding protein A33-like. The transcript is spliced from 6 exons. Gene Ontology annotation, molecular function: zinc ion binding. The annotation marks the transcript as partial. NCBI's taxonomy places the organism in Eukaryota, Metazoa, Chordata, Chondrichthyes, Myliobatiformes, Dasyatidae. The record is from RefSeq and is a predicted model, not a curated record.